Clupea harengus (Atlantic herring) is the source of this 854-nucleotide messenger RNA. RefSeq names its product mediator of RNA polymerase II transcription subunit 9. Gene Ontology annotation, biological process: regulation of transcription by RNA polymerase II. Gene Ontology annotation, molecular function: transcription coregulator activity. Gene Ontology annotation, cellular component: mediator complex. Lineage: Eukaryota; Metazoa; Chordata; Actinopteri; Clupeiformes; Clupeidae. The coding region runs from base 346 to 606 and encodes 86 amino acids. The record is from RefSeq and is a predicted model, not a curated record. The transcript has 2 exons.
GAACUGUUCAAUUAUUUUAACAUUUGCGCGCUUGCUGUAAGGUACAACGUUAGCUAGCUGCAGCUCAUUUCUGUAUCUUUUUGAUUACUAGUGUUAAUAUCACUUCAGUAAUUUAAUAAUUGUUGAGUAUAACCAGUUAUGCCGUCCUUGUUGAGUUUUAAAAGUAGAAUGCACAUGAGUAAAACGAGCUAACUGCACUACUACAAUUAAAUCCCAAAUUGGAUAGCUGCAUCGCAACGUCGCAUUAUGGGUAGCGUUCGUUUUUAUUUUCGCUGAGAAGUCAACUGUUACACUAACGAGCGGUGCACGGCAGAUUAGUUUAAUUGCGUUUUCAGUAGCCUGAUAAUGCAUAUGCCGCGGUAUGAAUGUUGGCCAUCCACUUCUAGCAUGGACAAAGAUGGCACCGAUGUCCAGCAGGAGCUGUCUAAACUCAAGGCGAAAAUCCAGGAGUCACGAGAACAGAUUGCAGUCAUGCCCGGGAUUGACGCGAGUCCAGCAGAACAGCAGCAGCAACUGGAGACUCUACAAGAACAGGUCCGAACCAAGAAGCAGCUGCUGCAGAAGUACAAAAGCCUCUGCAUGUUUGAGGUGCCUAAAGCAUCCUAAGCCAUGUGCUUUAUGAACUUUGGUGGAUGGCAGCAAGCAGCUGAAGCUUUGCUGGAACUGCUCAUUUAAGGCAUUCUGGACAUUUCCGCCCACCCAAUUUCUAAUGAGGGGUCAUACAUGUUUGUUUGUUUGUUUGUUUGUUUGCGAGUGGGUGCUCAGAUUUGUUUUUGUUUCUAAUGUGAUGCUUCAUAUGUGAUUAUUUCUACAUUUUCAUUUUUGCAAUAAAAUACUGGAAGUUACAAAAAUAA